UACAUGGUUCGAGGGAGGGAAAAUGUGACUUAAACGACUCAUAAAUUUCCAACAUAAUUUAAAUUUGAACUCGGGAGAUUCAAAAUGUCCUCUUAGGCGAUGCUGUGGCCUUGGCCGCACGUAUUUCUUGCUUUUUUUGAAUCUUAACGACGAAUUCAGAUAUUGAAAUAUAUAAAGUACUGCGAUAUUGAUAUCAGCGAACAAGCGCCAUAGCCCAGUUUCCAUCAUGCCUCCAGCAAGUAGUCCAUGGGGAAGGAAAGCACAGCAGAAAAAGUCCCUGAAUACAUUUCCUGCAUUGAAACACAAUGAUGCUGGAAAUGACUCACCAAUAUCUCCAUAUCAAGAGAUCCAAGACGAUGAGCUUAUUGCUCUCGCCUCAAUAUACGGUGAAGACUUUCGUCGUAUUGAAACGCAUCAAUCAGCAUGGAAGGUACGUCAAUACUCUUUUGGGGGCUUACAUGGAUAAAUCUAAUUUUACACAGAAAUCGGAACCAUCAUUUGAAAUAUCCAUAAAAACUGAUGAUGAGGAUUUCUCGGUGACGUUAGGAGUCACCCUAACCCUCACUUACCCGAGGUCGGCGCCAUUGUUGACAUUGAAGAAUACUGAUGGCCUUCAAGAUUCUACAAAAUUUAAACUCCAGAAGAUUAUUGAGACCUUACCUAAAAAACUGAUCAAGGAAGAGCAAGCUAUGAUCAUGGAAAUUGUAACUGCUUGUCAGGAAGUGUUAGAGCAGGCUGCCGAAGCAAAAGCUGCAGGACGAGUACUACCCACUCUACAAGAAGAGCGAGCAGCUCAUGAAGCGGCUGCUGCACAGAUGAUGGAAGAUCAGCGUCUAGAGGAAGAGAAGAAGAAAAUGUCAGUACAUCUCUGUUUCCCUUUUACUUUUUCGGGUUGGUUUGCCGCUCUCGGCCCAACAGAUUCCUCAAUCUCUUGUGGAAAACUCUAAAUGUAGAAUAGAAUUGAGUCCCAGGAAGAGGAAAGAAUGCUUGGUUCAUUGGUGCAGGAUGAGUUGAAGAGACAGCGAGCCAAGGCGAAAGAGACAAAGCGGAAGAACCAGCCUCCUCCCUCAAUUACUGUAUCUAAUUCAGUGAUUGGAAAAUCGCCACAAGAUCACGAAGUAUUAGAUCGUCAAGUCUCGAUCCUGGAUGCUGAUGGUAACCCUGUGUACUUUCAGGCGGUGACUGGUAAAUCACUCAUCCGUCAAGGUCCUGUUUCUCGUUGCUACACCGUGAGACCAGCAGUCAGCUCCCAGGCCCCGUUAUUGGUUUUGAAGCAGGCGGUGCUUGAUACGAAUUUGAAUGAUCGUGGCAUCAAGGGAGGACUGCAAGCGAUGGAGAAUGAAUUAGAAAAGCUCAGAAUCAUUAGACACGACAACAUCCUUAAUCUCCUGGAUUUCAAGGUGGAAAAGGAAGAGUGAGUGUUUAUUACUUUUCAAGUCAAGUCGCUUUAGCCUUGUAUAGUGGAAGUUAAUUUUGUCGGUGCCGCAGAAACGAGUCUUCCUGGAACGUCAGUACAUUGAGCGAGUAUGCCGAGAAAGGUUCGUUGGAGGAAUUCUUAGAUAUCGUCGAGAACAUGAAUGUCAACAAAGUUCGUUCAUGGACGAUAGAGUUAUUAGACGCUUUAAGGUUUCUCCACGAAGAAAACGGCAUAAUCCACGAGGUAAGCAAAUGAGCCCGUCUUUCCGCGCCCUUCACCAGAAUGCUGACACUCACCGUUCUAGGAUAUACAUAGUGGGAACGUACUCCUUUUCCGGGAAUCGGAUGGAGUUGUCAGGCCAAAACUUUCUGAUGCUGGGUAUCAGCGAAAGCUACAUAUCUUGAGUGGUAAAACCGCGAAAGGGAAGACAGAUAGCUCUGCCAUGGCAAAAUCUGCGUACUGGUUUCCUCCGGAAAUAGCAAAUUCGGAUGAUGGCCCACGAACUGCAAAAACAGAUAUCUGGGAGUUUGGCAUCGUGUUCCUUCAAAUGGCUUUUGGCUUAAAUGUCACUAGGAAAUAUACGUCACCUAAGGCUAUGCUAGACUCAUUGGAUUUGUCAGACGCUCUUCACGAUUUUAUGCUCAAGCUGUUCAAUCCUGACCCGAAAAGCGGCCACGAGCUUUUGCACUCAGUGAGUACUCUUGUACAAUUUAGACUUUUUGUCAGAGUCCUGGUCGUCCGUAUAAUGACAAAAUUGGAUAGGCUCAUGCAAAUUUCUUGUUACUGAUGCUCCGAUAAUGGACGAAGAUUCGUCUGCUCUAAUGUUAAGACUUGGUUCCACCUCAUCUUUAGCACCCCUUACUCCACGUAGACCUAGGCAUGAUUCUAUGAGUCUUAGUGGACCUUUCUCAAGAUAUGCUCAUGAUUUUGUGGAGGAAGGUCGCUUAGGGAAAGGGGGGUUUGGAGAGGUGGUAAAAGCAAGGCAAAAACUAGAUGGGCAGAUAUAUGCCAUUAAAAAGAUUACUCAAAAGUCUUCUGCUCAGCUAGAUGAUGUCUUAAAAGAGGCUCGCCUACUUUCCCAACUCAACCACCCUUCUGUUGUCCGUAAGUACUCUUUUUCGUAUAUUUUAUACCAGACGAGCCAAACUUGGAGACCUAUUCCUGUGUUAUUCUUGAUUCCCCAAAUUGUUAAGAGUGGACUGGGAGAAAGAGUGCUCAACUAUUACGAUCCUUUGGCAGAGGAUGAAAAUAAUCACUUUAUCAAAACAUGCUUAUUCUCCCUUAGGUUACUUUAAUACAUGGACAGAAGAGGUUCCUGAUCUUUCUGAGACGGAUGACGAUAAUACGACAACAGAUGCUGCCACUGAAGAAUCUAGUAACGUUUCUCUUGGAGGAUCAGAAGCUCAUAUCGAAUUCGGGACUAGUACCGGUGGACUGGAUUUCAUGUCUACCAGCGGAUACCAAGUCGAAUUCGGUUAUGAUGAGGCAAGCGACAGUGAUGAUGAGGAUGAGGAUGACGAUGAGGAUGAAGAUGAUGACGAUGACGAUGACGACGAAUAUUCCGUAGAACGCAACGGACAUCCCCGAAACCGGGGACAUGAGCGUGUUGCUCUAGCACAUAGGGGAAGUAGAUCUAGUCCGCGGCCUUCGCGCCCAUUCAAAACAAUCUUAUACAUAUCUAUGGAAUAUUGUGAGAAGCGAACACUUCGCGAUCUUAUUCGACGAGGACUCUAUAAAAACAACGAGGAAAUAUGGCGUCUUUUCCGUCAGAUCCUCGAAGGUCUUGCCCAUAUACAUAGCUUGAACUUUGUUCACCGCGAUCUCAAGCCGGAGAAUAUUUUUAUCGAUGGUGCCUCUAAUGUUAAAAUAGGCGACCUCGGUUUGGCUACAAGGGGCCAAUACUCUGCAAUCGAUAAAUCGUCAGCUUCUGCGAUGCAGAAUAGUGGGGAUUUAACAAGGAGUAUCGGUACUUUCUCCUAUAUUGCACCCGAAAUUCGAUCAGCAGUCUCUGGGGUCCAUACACUGGCAAGGUUGACAUGUACUCUCUUGGUGUGAUAUUCUUCGAGAUGUGCUAUACGCCAUUAGUUGGGAUGGAAAGAGUAAGUAUAUUAUUUAUCUAUCUACUUCGCUAAUGACUCCAUAUCAUGCGUUAUGCGUUUCAUUUCAGAGAUCAAAUAGACACACGCGACUAGCCUCUCAUUGUAUAUUUCAAUUCGAUGCUAACUAUAAGUUUAGGCACAAGUCGUUGAUGGUUUACGGAAGAAGGAGCCGUUGCUUCCAGCGAAUUUUGACAAGGCCGAAAAAGCCGUUCAGGCAGAUAUUGUUUUGUCCCUACUUAACCAUAAUCCAAAGGAGCGGCCGUCAAGUUCUGAACUUCUUCAGAGUAGGAAGUUACCGGUCCAGAUGGAAAGCGAAACGAUCCGCCAAACUUUAGCUGGUUUAUCCGACUCGAAAUCGCCAUAUCAUCAAAAAAUGAUGAGUGCUCUCUUCUCUAGACCAACAAAACGAGCAAAGGACUAUGCGUGGGAUAUGGGAGUUCCGACACCCAGUGGUAAUGACUUGUUACUUCAAGGGCUCGUGAAGCAAAAGUUAAUUUCCAUUUUCCGCAACCAUGGAGCCGUAGAAACACCGCGAAGUAUUUUGUUCCCAUCAUCUGAUCAUUAUGGUAUCAAUGCUGUCCAAUUAUUAGACAAAAGUGGUACUCUUUUACAGCUACCCUAUGAUCUCACUGUCCCAAAUGCUCGUGCUAUUGCGAAACAUCAACCUCCCGUGGAAAGAUCCUUCGCAUUUGGUACUGUUUUUCGAGAUAAGCACGACGGUGCUACCCACAAACUUUAGUGAAGUGGACUUUGAUGUUGUCACUUCAGAUAGCUUAGACCUUGCAUUAAAAGAGGCUGAGGUUAUCAAGGUUCUAGAUGAGAUUGUUGCCAGCUUUCCAUCUCUACCUUCGUCCCAAAUGUGCUUCCAUAUAAAUCAUGCAGAUUUACUUGGUCUAAUCUUCGACUUCUGUCGCAUCGAACCCAGUAUACGACAAGCUGCAGCCGAUACACUUAGUAAAUUAAAUGUACAGCAAUGGACAUGGCAGAAGAUACGAGCAGAACUUCGAUCACCAUUGGUAGGGGUACGUAUUAAUAACAGAAAGUGCAGAUCCGUCACCAAACUAUCCGUCUACUUUCUCCUUACAUUUUCAGACUUUCUGAAUAAUCAUUACUGAGAUUCUCCAUUCAAGUGAAAUUACUUGCUAACCCAAACUUAGGUAUCCGCCACUAGCGUCGAGGAUCUUCAACGAUUUGAUUUCAGAGAUACUCCCAGCAAAGCUUUUCAAAAGCUAAAAGUAAUCUUCGAAGGUACCGAGAUGUUCGAAAAGGCCUCUUCUUCUAUCGCGCAUCUACGUGAUGUGAUCGAGUAUGUGUUCCAAUUUUUCUGGUGUCUUUCAACUAAGCAUCGCUAAUGUGCCAGUACAGAUAUACAAAACGUUUUGAGGUCCAGAGAAAGAUUUAUGUCCAUCCUCUAGGAAGUCUAAAAGAGAAAUUUUACAAGGGUGGCGUACUUUUCUCUUGUUUGUAUGACAGAAAGGUCCGAGAUGUAUUUGCAGCAGGAGGUCGAUAUGAUUCUUUGAUCCGAGAAAACCGUCAUCACAAGAAUAUCAAUGAGGAACGACAUGCUGUGGGUUUCAAUCUAGCAUGGGAAAAGAUGGCUAGGCUUCCAAAGUCGAACUCAAAAGGUUUCUUAAAGAGGCCCGAUGAGGAAGUACAGGGUAUCUGGAGCACAAAAAGAGUCAGUACCACCGCAUUCAUCCUUCUCAGCUGGAUGAGCUUCGCGUAUUUUUUCAGAGAGCCACAGCUAAUUUGCUCAAUAGUGCGAUGUACUCGUUGCAAGUCAUGAUGCAGCGAUACUGAGAUCAACCGGAGUUGAGCUUGUCUCAAACUUAUGGUCGCAUGACAUAAGUGCCGAGCUAGCACGAGACUCACGUUCCCCGGAAGAUCUUCUUUCUAAAUACCGAGAUGAUAGUUAUUCUUGGAUAGUUAUUAUCAAGCAAGAUUCCGUGGUGAGAUGCAAGACUACUGGCAGAAAGGAUAUACCUGAUGCCGAUAUUCCUUCUACGCAAUUAGUUUCAUGGCUUCGUGGUGAAAUGCGUGAGAGGGAUCAGAGGGAAGGAACAUACAAUCGGGCAAAGUAAGUGUGUCUGGAAGUCUCCAAAAUAUGAGGAUAUUAAUGCAUUUAUUAGACUAUCUCGCCAUCAUAGUCAACCCGACACAGGACCGAGUGAGCAUGAGCAGGACGUACGAGUUUUGUUCGCCGGUACGAAGAGCAAGAAGUCAAAUAGAAGAAGUAUUGUAGACCAAGCUCAAGGUAGAGCAGCAACGCGUGAGUUAUAAUUUCUUAAUCCUCAGUGCUCUAGAAGACGCAUAUUAACGUUUCCACCCUAGUCGUUCAAUCUUUCUUAGACGGCCCUAUCGCUGCCAUUGAAACAACAGACCACGUAGGUCACUCUCUCCAUAUGCAUCCCUCAUUAAACACCUCUCCUGUAGCCUUUCGUCUCCUCUCGCUUCAUGGUAUCUCAUCAUUCAUUUUAAUAACACUUUCUCUCCCUAGGUAAUGGAUUUCAUCCGUGAAACCAAACUCUCGGAUCCCGACUCCUGGCGUAAAGUCACCCAUUCAGUCCCCACGACCGAACGUCGCUACAUAGGUGAGAUUCAUGAUUUGAUGAGCACUCUGGCUUUUCAAAAUAAAGACAUCACAAGAAAUGCGUUUGUUUAUAAUUUUAGAACGGGAACGUGUAUUUAUUAUGAUUUGGGCGCUUAAUUUUAGUAGAGAGAAGGAGGGGUCAGUGGAAGAAGGAAGAGGGAGGAAGGGCGUUGUAAUUUGUAUGUAUAUAGAUACCCGGGUAU
Messenger RNA from Sclerotinia trifoliorum, 6309 nucleotides. The record is from the annotation of a GenBank genome assembly. NCBI's taxonomy places the organism in Eukaryota, Fungi, Ascomycota, Leotiomycetes, Helotiales, Sclerotiniaceae.